Messenger RNA from Eurytemora carolleeae, 1567 nucleotides. Its product is annotated as transformer-2 protein homolog beta. Gene Ontology annotation, biological process: positive regulation of mRNA splicing, via spliceosome. Gene Ontology annotation, molecular function: RNA binding. Bases 41 to 1099 code for a protein of 352 amino acids. The record is from RefSeq and is a predicted model, not a curated record. The transcript has 2 exons. Gene Ontology annotation, cellular component: spliceosomal complex. Lineage: Eukaryota; Metazoa; Arthropoda; Copepoda; Calanoida; Temoridae.
UUAUAAAAUGUUUAUUUCAGAAGAUUGAAUCAAGAAGGAAAUGGCCUCUGAACCACGAGGAAGUUCUCCAGCAGUGAGAACUAUGUCGAGGAGCCUAACAGGUUCACCUUCUCCAGUCAGAACUAGAUCUGUAGCACCCUCUUCAAGAUCAAGAUCUCCUUUCUCUAGAUCUCCCAGAUCCCCCAGAAAUAGAUCACCUAGGUUCAGAUCUCCAAGAUCGCCAAGAUCUCCAGCUAUGAAGGUUAUCGAUGGAGAUCGGGAGAAGCCCGAACCUUCCAACUGUUUAGGAGUUUUCGGAUUAAAUUAUUCCACAACUGAGGAUGAUUUAGAUCGGAAGUUUAGUGAAUAUGGUAAACUGGAGAAGAUAAACCUAGUCCUAGACGGUCCUAGUCGCAAUUCACGGGGUUUCGGGUUUAUAUACUUCGAGAAGAUCGAGGAUGCGACACGGGCGAGGGAAGCGAUGAACGGCAAGGAGCUCCAGGGUUUCAAGCUCCGGGUAGAUUUUUCUUUAACAAAAUCUGGUCAUAAACCUACCCCUGGUGUUUACUACCAUCGUGGCAAGGCGUUGAAACCGGGAGAGAGACAAGGUACUAAAUAUAAACACACGUCGAGUAGAACUCAGAGAUAUCGGGACCCUGAGGAUAGAGAUCAAGGUUGCCGAUGGAGAGAUUCAUUUUCGACUAGAGAUCAUCAUCGAAGAUCGUACAGAGAUAUUCAUAGAGAUAUUGACCGAAGUAGAGAUGAUCGAUACCAUGAAGAACGAUAUCGGGACGAACGGUACAGAAAUGAACGAUAUAUUAGUGACCGUUAUAGGGGAGAUAGAUAUAGGGAUGAACGAUACCCAGAUGAUAGAUAUAGGGAUGAUCGAUACAGAGAAGAUAGAUAUAGAGAUUAUAGAUACCAGGAUGAACGACUAGUGGACGAUCGUCGAGAUCAACUUUAUCACGAAAGAUCGUAUAGAGAUCGCGAGUACGAACCAAGGUACUCUGAACGGGAUCAAGCCUUCUACUCCAGAGAUCCCUACAAUCCUCCUCCCCACCAUAGAUCAACAUCUAGACGAUCUCCUAGUCCUGGUCCAUCUCGAAGAUCAAGAUACUGAAUCUAGAAAUUCUAUAAAUAUUAUUGUUUUCCCGAGAAAAUAGAAAUCAUCCCUCCGAUCAAUUAAGAUUGGGAUUAGUGGCGGGAAAAUAUUUUCGACAAAAAUUUUAAAAUGAAAUAAAUUUGAUAUGUUUGUUCAAUGCGAAAGCUUCAAACUGUGAACUAGAGAAACUGGAUCAAUCCGAAACUUCAAUCAAUCAAUCCGUCAACCGAUCAUUCUGUCAUUAAUGUCAAUCUGUCAAACGUUAGAGAAUUUGUCAAAGCAUCGUCGAUCAAACCUGAGAAUUGUAACACGGCUGUGAGAAUUGUGAUACCAAAUAAAUUGAUCAAAUAUUGAGAGUUUUAAAAUGCUGAAGAACCACGUUGCGUUUCUGCAUUUAAAUGCGGUUUUUGUUCAUGUAGUCCCAUUUGUAUAAUUUCAUUUUUUUCUUCUUGAUUUCCGUUAGAUAAUAAAACUAGCUUCUUCAUA